Chlamydomonas reinhardtii is the source of this 5144-nucleotide messenger RNA. RefSeq lists its product as uncharacterized. The transcript is spliced from 29 exons. Lineage: Eukaryota; Viridiplantae; Chlorophyta; Chlorophyceae; Chlamydomonadales; Chlamydomonadaceae. The coding region runs from base 140 to 3523 and encodes 1127 amino acids. Gene Ontology annotation, cellular component: mitochondrion; cytosol. The record is from RefSeq and is a predicted model, not a curated record. Gene Ontology annotation, molecular function: deaminase activity.
AUACACUUGAGGGCUAAGGAGCUUAGCGCGUCGCGGUCAGCGCACGUGAGCCCGAAGUGGUUGUUCUUACUUGACCAUCCACACUGCUUUACCGCGCACGCCCAACUCACUAGCCGCGGGCCGCCUGCAAGUAAUCAACAUGAAAAGAGUAAACUCCGUUGCAGCGCUUGUGGCGCUGCUGGCUUUAUCGCUUGGCUCAAGUUCGGACGCAGCAAAAUGCCAGCUCGCAUUUCUGGACUACCACGCUCACACCCUGAGCAGGUACUCAGAUUUCGGCGUGUCCAUUGUCAAGAGCCUGCGCAAGGACUGCGAUGGCCUGGGAAGGGCCUUGAAAACCUGCAUGGCUGACAUGCGAUGCAAGACCGGGAAGUGCUCGCAGAGGUGCAUGCACGCUGCUGCCAAGAUCUCUGACUCGUGCUGGAAGGAGCUGCAGUGCGCGUUUGAGUUCGACCCCAUCCUGGUCGACUACGUCCCUUUCAUCACGUCGAUGACGAGUCGCUGCCUCAAGAACACGCUUCCUAAGUGCCAGGCGCCCCCACCCCCGCCCUUGCCGCCGCCGUCGCCGCGCCCCCCGCCGCCCCCGAGCCCGCCUCCUUCACCGCCGUCGCCCUCGCCGCCGCGGCCUACUCCCGUCGCCCCCACCGAGCUGUCCCGCUUCGGCGCCGCGACCUCCUCCAUCCUGUCCGGCGUCACUGUGCCCGCCACCUAUGCCGUGUAUUGGUCCUCUGGCACCGUGCCCGCGGUCAAGAACGCCAGCGCCCCCGCCGGCAGCCGCGAGCGCUUCGGCAACACCACCGAGCAGGCCAUCAGCAUUUUGGAGCGCAUGAGCACACUGCUGGCAGAGGCGGGCCUGACCCUGGCCGACGCCACCUACCUGCGUGUGUUCCUUGUGGCCGACCCCCACCUCAACAACACAGUCGACUACCAGGGCUGGUUCAACGCCUACGCCCUGUACUUCAGCAAGCCCGGCUCCGUCAAGACAGCCCGGUCCACCAUGGCUGUCACAAGCCUGGUCAACGCCGACUGGCUCAUUGAGAUUGAGCUGUGGGCUGCGUACCCGACCAAGGGAGCCGUGGCCCCCGACGUCGUGUCUGCCGGCGGCCCCGACUCACUGCUGCGCCUGGGCUCCGCCACCUCCUCCAUCCUGUCGGGUGUGUCGGUGCCCACCGGACACGCCUACUACCACUCCUCCGGCACCGUGCCAGCCGCCAAGAACGCCUCGGCGCCACGCGGCAGCCGCGAGCGCUACGGCAACACCACAGAGCAGGCGAUCAGCGUGCUCACCCGCAUUCAGGCACUGCUGCGGGAGCAAGGCCUGGGCAUGCAGGACGCCGUGUAUGUACGCUGCUACCUGGUGGCCGACCCCUUCCUCAACGGAACAGUUGACUUUGCGGGCUGGAACGUCGCCUACGGGCAAUUCUUCAACAUCCCCGGAUCCACCCGGGUCGCCCGCUCCACUCUGGCUGUGGCGGGGCUGGUGGAUGCAGAGUGGCUCGUGGAGAUCGAGCUGGUGGCAGUCUACCCUGAGCGCCAGCCCCUGGUCUACGUGCCCACCGGCACGCCCGGAGUGCCCUCCGACCUGGUCCGCUACGGCGCCAACGGCACCGGCAACAUCCUGUCCGGCGUCACCGUGCCCGCCGACCGCGCCGUGUAUUGGUCCUCUGGCACCGUGCCCCCCACCGCCAACGCAAGCGCGCCUGUGGGCAGCCGGGAGCGCCUCGGAAACACAACCGUGCAGGCCCUCGGCAUUCUCCGCCGUCUGGCCGAGCUGUCGAAUGAGACCGGCCUCAGCCUGGCUGAUGCCGUGUUCAUGCGCGUCUACCUCACUCCCGACCCCUUCCUCAACAACACAGUCGACUACCAGGGCUGGUUCAACGCCUACGCACAGGUUAUGAGCCUUCCCGGGGUGACGCCCAAGGUCGCGCGCUCCACCAUGGGGGUGCCCACGCUGGUCAACCGCGAUUGGCUGAUCGAGAUCGAGCUGGUGUCGGUGUUCCCGAAGGAGGGAAGCCCACCAAGGUCACCCCCGCCCCCGCCGAGCCCGUCCCCGCUCCCGCCCUCUCCUAUGCCUCCACCAUCACCGUCCCCGCCACGCCCCACGCCCGUCGCCCCCACCGAGCUGUCCCGCUUCGGCGCCGCCACCUCCUCCAUCCUGUCCGGCGUCACUGUGCCCGCCACCUAUGCCGUGUAUUGGUCCUCUGGCACCGUGCCCGCGGUCAAGAACGCCAGCGCCCCCGCUGGCAGCCGCGAACGCUUCGGCAACACCACCGAGCAGGCGAUCAGCAUUCUGGAGCGCAUGAGCACACUGCUGGCAGAAGCGGGCCUGACCCUGGCCGACGCCACCUACCUGCGUGUGUUCCUUGUGGCCGACCCCCACCUCAACUACACAGUGGACUACCAGGGCUGGUUCAACGCCUACGCCCUGUACUUCAACAAGCCCGGCUCCGUCAAGACAGCUCGCUCCACCAUGGCUGUCACAAGCCUGGUCAACGCCGACUGGCUCAUUGAGAUUGAGCUGUGGGCUGCGUACCCGACCAAGGGAGCCGUGGCCCCCGACGUCGUGUCCACGUCCGGCGGCCCCGACUCGCUGCUGCGCCUGGGCUCCGCCACCUCCUCCAUCCUGUCGGGAGUGUCGGUGCCCACCGGACACGCCUACUACCACUCCUCCGGCACCGUGCCAGCCGCCAAGAACGCCUCGGCGCCACGCGGCAGCCGCGAGCGCUACGGCAACACCACAGAGCAGGCGAUCAGCGUGCUCACCCGCAUCCAGGCACUGCUGCGGGAGCAAGGCCUGGGCAUGCAAGAUGCCGUGUAUGUGCGCUGCUACCUAGUGGCAGACCCCUUCCUCAACGGAACAGUUGACUUUGCCGGCUGGAACGUCGCCUACGCGCAGUUCUUCAACAUCCCCGGAUCCACCCGGGUCGCCCGCUCCACUCUGGCUGUGGCGGGGCUGGUGGACGCAGAGUGGCUCGUGGAGAUCGAGCUGGUGGCAGUCUACCCUGAGCGCCAGCCCCUGGUCUACGUGCCCACCGGCACGCCUGGAGUCCCCUCCGACCUGGUCCGCUACGGCGCCAACGGCACCGGCAACAUCCUGUCCGGCGUCACCGUGCCCGCCGACCGCGCCGUGUAUUGGUCCUCUGGCACCGUGCCCCCCACCGCCAACGCAAGCGCGCCUGUGGGCAGCCGGGAGCGCCUCGGAAACACAACGGUGCAGGCCCUCGGCAUUCUCCGCCGUCUGGCCGAGCUGUCAAAUGAGACCGGCCUCAGCCUGGCUGAUGCGGUGUUCAUGCGCGUCUACCUCACUCCCGACCCCUUCCUCAACAACACAGUCGAUUACCAGGGCUGGUUCAACGCCUACGCACAGGUUAUGAGCCUUCCCGGGUUGACGCCCAAGGUCGCGCGCUCCACCAUGGGGGUGCCCACGCUGGUCAACCGCGAUUGGCUGAUCGAGAUCGAGCUGGUGUCGCUUUACCCGAAGGAGGCUGGCCCCGCCGCCGGUCAUCGUCGCCACCAGCUCCUGUAAUGCAGCGAACAAAGAGGAGGAGACGGACCGUAAAUGCUUUCUAAGUACUGCAGGAGACGAAGCAUACCGGCGCUAGUUUCACCCCGCACGUUUUGUGGACUGAGCAUUAUUUCCUCCGUUUGCCAGCUGCUUCGAACUUGGCCCUUUUGGCUGAUUGGCCAUCUCUUCCAAUGCACAAGUGCCUUUCUAACCACGUUUACCUUAUUAUCAUAUAUAUACGGGCCGGCAAGAAUACCGUAUGAUUACUCAUGUGUACUUUGCGUUUUCCGUUCGUACAGUACGUGAGAUACGCCACUGAGCAGGAGUUCCCCUGCCCCUGAUGGCAUAGGGUACCUUUGUUGUAUGCGAUGUUCGAGAGAUGAAGCAAGUGCAUCAGGCCCACGGCCCCCGGACUGUGUGUAUACGGAAUGAGAAAGAAAGCAGGAAACACGGAGCGCGCGCUGUGAUUUGGUAUGGGCCUGGCCCAUUUUUCUGUGGGUCCGCCCCGCCCUGCCCUGCCCUGCCCUGUCCGGAUUUGCGGGGACAGGGAGACACGCCACACAUCGCUUCCCAGCGUUCCAGGGGGGGGGCGAAGCCCCCCAGGGACACCCCGGCCGACCAAGCUGCAGCGGCCGCCAUGGCCGCCGGCGGCGGCGGGGCCGGGCUGAGAGCCUGAACGGCGCUAGCAGGGCGUGGGGCUGAGGGUGCACGUGUUGAUUGGCGGCGAGUGACGUGACUAGUUUGUUAGUUGCGGGUUAGCACGGACUGUGCACCCCACCCAACCGGCCAUGUCCGGAUUUGCGGGGAUGCCAAAGGCCCCCAACAUAGAGGCGUGUGCUUAGUAGGCGCCCGCGUCAAGGUGGCUGGGUUGAUAACGACCCGGGAUCAGCCCGUUUCCUGCCAUAAGGCAGCCACCUCCUUGUUCUGUGGAGAGGAUAAUGUCUUGAUUUACACGAGUGGCCGCCCCAGUUGCCCCUCAUGCCGGGUGCAGUCCACCUCAGAAAGGCGUGUCAUUUCUUUUGCAUGCUUUUGACCAAGCACACCUCCAACACGCUAAAUAUUUUGUAACUGUUAUUAUAUGAAUCAACGGCAGCAGCCAGUGCAAGUUUCGAGCUAACAUUAUGGCACACACGCACUCCAAAAGACACCGGAGGUCCGGACUCGCCAGCCGCAUCCCGCAACGCCCCGAACUGGGCAUUACCACACCAGCCCACCUCAUGCAAUGAGUGCCGCCUUCGCACAUGCACGAAAACCCUACAUGACUUCGUGACUACCGAUCAGUGCGCCACAUCUUUGUAACAUACGAUGUAUGGAUGAAUGCACUUGUCAAUACGCCAUCGCCGGUGGUCAACUCCACCGCACUGUGGAGCACCCAGUAGAACCUGUAGGCACAAUCACCAUGUCGUGCUGCGCCGGCCAACUAAAGCGACACCGGUUGCGGCCGUACAUUCACACAGUGCCCGCUGCGCCGGCCAACUAAAGCGACACCGGUUGCGGCCGUACAUUCACACAGUGCCCGCCACCAGUUUCCGCUCUCCCUCAACCCCAUGCAGCACAUGCACGUAGCACGCUAGGAAUGCACGGAAACUGCAUGGGUGGUGCAUGGUGCAUCGCAACAGGAAACGUUGGGGGUUGUUCUUGC